Molecule: messenger RNA, 2288 nt
Organism: Anguilla anguilla (European eel)
Lineage: Eukaryota; Metazoa; Chordata; Actinopteri; Anguilliformes; Anguillidae
Gene: slc33a2
Product: major facilitator superfamily domain containing 3
Exons: 6
Coding region: 165-1394 (409 amino acids)
Biological process (GO): transmembrane transport
Cellular component (GO): membrane
Molecular function (GO): transmembrane transporter activity
Source: RefSeq, a predicted model, not a curated record
UGUGUCUUUACCAAGCUCGUUGUUCGACAACGUCGGCAACUUGGCGUGUCAAGGAAGCACCGAAUUUUGAAACAGCGGUUAACUGGGAGACAAUAGACCACAGUUUAUUCUCAGGCUCCCAGGAGGUACAAAAUGAGGUGACGAGCCCUGGCAGAGGGGAAAACAUGAACUCCAAGCUCCUGUUUCUGGGGCUGCUGUACUUUGUGCAGGGAAUGCCUUACGGCCUGCAGUCUUCCCUGCUGCCCAUCUACCUCCGAACCUCGGGCCACUCUCUGACGGUGAUCGGCCUGACCAAAGCCCUCUACUUCCCCUGGCUGCUCAAGGUGCUCUGGGCCCCGCUGGUGGACCAAGUGGGCACCAAAAAGAAGUGGCUGCUGGCCAGCAUGUCGGGGCUGUCACUAACCUGCGUGGCCAGCGCCGCGCUCUCUCCCGCCAGCGAUCUGGUGGCGGUCGCCGCGGCUCUGCUGUGCAUGAACUUCCUGGCGGCGGUGCAGGACGUGGCGGUGGACGGCGUGGCGGUGCGGCUGCUGAGCCGGCGUGAGGAGGUGGGCUACGGCAACGCGGCGCAGGUGGUCGGUUACAAGCUGGGCUCGGUGCUGGCCGGCGGCGGCCUGCUGGUGCUGAUGGACGCCGUCGGCUGGGGACCGCUCUUCGCCGUGCUUGGCUGCGUCUACGCCGCCGUCACGCUGUGCGCCUGGAGGAACCCCGAGCUGGACGCCGCCCCGUCCCAGGGCCCUGCCUGGGAGAGGAGGGGGCAGGGGGGCGGCCCCUACCCCUGGAGACUCUGGAGGGAGCUGCUGGCCGUGCCUUCCACCGUGUGGACUGUGGUUUUUGUCCUCACUUACAAACUGGGAGAGCAAGGAGCCGUGACCAUGUUCCCCCUGUUCCUCCUGGACCAUCACAUGACCGCGGCAGAGCUGGGCUUCUGGAAUUCCGUGGUUGCCAUGGGAUUCUCCAUACUUGGCUCCUCCCUCGGUGGCCCGCUACUUUCCAAGUACAGUGUCAGAUCUCUGAUGAGAAACACCUUUAUGUUGCGAUUGGUCAGCAUGGCCUUUCAGACCUGCCUCCUUGGUUUCCGGAGCCAUUCUGUCCUGAUCAAAGGUGCAGCCGUGUUGAGUUUGAUUGCCCAGCACUUCCUUGGCGGACUCAUCACCACCCUCACCUUCACGACCAUGAUGCACUGCACACAGCGAGCCGAGGAGAGAAUGCAGGCAACGCACUACAGUUUCCUGGCAACCCUGGAGGUGUUAGGGAAGCUGUGCUUUAGCGUACUGGCUGGGUGGGUGGUGGACUGGGCGGGGUUCCAGGCCAGCUUCCUCCUCUUCCUCUUCCUCUCUGCCGCCGCCACGCUGCACGUCUGGAACGCGGCGGAGAUCGGGGGCCAGAGGAAGUAGUUACGCUUAUGCGCACGUGCGCACGUUUGCGUGUGCGUACGUCACCGUGUGCUUGCUGGUGCGCGUGUGUAUGUGGGUCUGCCUGUGAAUGACUUAUACAAAAUCAAGACAUUCCUGACCUUGCAAGAAAUGAGGUCCCUUCACGACCUUGUUUAACUGUGUGCUUGAGUGCAUUUCAAAACGAGUGCAUUUGUGUGUAUUCGCGUGUGUGUGUGUGUACGUGCACUCAAACAAUGGGACAUGUUCUCCAGUGAUUCUCAGGGGCAUUGCCACCAUGUGACUUGUCGAGCGGGGGGGGUGAGUUCAAUAUUUAUUGGGGGGCACUCUCCCGAACUCAUUCUGGGGCCCACCAUUAACCUAUGGAAGUUCUGGGGCCCACUGAAUGUGGAUUUUACGGAUUUUUUUACAGAGUUAUAUGUACUGUACAGAAUCAGUAAAAUCACUGCAGAUUUUAAUGAGUGUUUGUGAGGGGCUGUCUCUGGACUAACUGGCUACACAGUUAGCGAUGAGAGCUGAGUGUGAUGGAAUGGGAGAAACACACACAGAAACGCACUCACGGACGGACAGACGUGGGAGGAGAAGGCUGAAGGUAGCGAAGUUGAAAACCUCUCGCUCUCAAGUUCUGUGCGCCUGUGUUAUGUCACCGAAGCGAUGCCCCUUUCCCAGCAUGCUCUGCAGCUGACCUUGGGGCGUGGCACGGCGCUCUGCGGCGACGGCGAUGGGAAGACCACAGAGCGUCAUGUGAAGCACUGCUGUGGCUCGUCUCGCACAAAAUAAGCCAAUCGCAAUCCCAUGAUGUUUCAUGGGUUUUAAUUUAUUUCAUUUUUUUGGUCUGUUCUAUGAAUGGUAUACUUACUAUGUUUUUACCGUGACCAAUAAAGAAAUCUGAAAUAA